Molecule: messenger RNA, 5407 nt
Organism: Heteronotia binoei (common prickly gecko)
Lineage: Eukaryota; Metazoa; Chordata; Lepidosauria; Squamata; Gekkonidae
Gene: LLGL1
Product: LLGL scribble cell polarity complex component 1
Biological process (GO): regulation of protein secretion; regulation of Notch signaling pathway; regulation of establishment or maintenance of cell polarity
Cellular component (GO): plasma membrane; cytoplasm; cortical actin cytoskeleton
Molecular function (GO): myosin II binding; GTPase activator activity
Source: RefSeq, a predicted model, not a curated record
AGCCCGGCCGGGCGCCGCUCACGCACUUUUGCAUGGGGGAACCUCCCGCCCGCCGCCUCUCCCGCCCGGCAAGAUGAUGAAGUUUCGCUUCCGCCGCCAGGGCCACGACCCGCAGCGGGAGAAGAUCAAGCAGGAGCUCUUCGCCUUCAACAAGACGGUGGAACAUGGCUUUCCAAAUCAGCCGAGUUCUCUGGCCUUCGAUCCCAAGCUACGAAUCAUGGCCAUUGGCACCAAAUCCGGAGCGGUGAAAAUAUACGGAGCCCCCGGUGUUGAGUUCACUGGCUUGCACAGGGAGACGGCGACGGUCACCCAGAUACACUUCCUACCUGGGCAGGGCCGGCUGCUCUCCCUUCUGGACGACAACACCCUUCACUUGUGGGAGAUCUAUCAAAAAGAUGGCUACUCCCACCUGGAAGAGACCCGCAGCUUCCUCCUCCCCGGACGUCCAGGGUUCGACAGCGCUAAUUCUCCUCCCAGCAUCACUCGGGUAACGGUGAUCCUGUUGAUAUCUACCUGUGACAUUGCGUGCCUCGGGACAGAAGGGGGUGGCGUCUACUUCUUGGAGCUACCGAGUUUGACGCUCCUGGAGGACAAGUCUCUGUAUCAAGACGAGAUUCUGCAGAGCGUACCCGAAGACUACAAAUGUGGGAAAGCUUUAGGUCCGGUGGAGUCGCUCCAGGAACACCCGCGAGACCCGACCAAAAUUCUGAUUGGCUUCAGCAGGGGGCUGAUGGUGCUGUGGAACAAAAGCACAAGAGACGUAGAGCACCUCUUUCUAGGCAACCAGCAACUGGAAAGUGUCAGCUGGGAGCGGAGCGGCCGGACGGUUGUGAGCUCUCACAGCGAUGGCGGCUACGCGGUCUGGUCGGUCCCAGAGGGCUCUCCUAAGACCAUUCAGCCGGUCACUUCCACGAUCCCUUACGGUCCCUUCCCGUGCAAAGCGAUCAACAAGAUUGUGUGGCAGACGUGCGAGACGGGGGGUCACUUCAUCAUUUUCAGUGGCGGGAUGCCCCGGGCCAGUUACGGGGACCGGCACUGUGUGACUAUUCUGCAAGGGCAGACGCUGGUCACUUUGGACUUCACGUCGCGCGUGAUUGACUUCUUCACGGUAUACGACACCGAGGUAGAGGAGGAGUUUGACAACCCGACAGCCUUGGUGGCUCUGGUGGAAGAGGAAUUGGUCGUGAUUGACCUGAAGACGCCCGGUUGGCCCACCAUUCCCGCCCCCUACCUGGCCCCACUCCACUCCUCCGCCAUCACCUGUUCGUACCACAUCUCCAAUGUCCCCCUCAAGCUCUGGGAGCGGAUUAUCAACGCGGGAGAGCAUCAGAGUCCCCGGUUGUCCUCUGGGAACUGGCCCAUCACUGGGGGAAGAAAUCUGGCGCAGGAACCAACGCAGAGGGGGCUUCUCUUGACCGGCCAUGAGGACGGGAGUCGCUUCUGGGAUGCCUCAGGGGUGUCCCUCAAGCCCUUGUACAAACUUGGCACGGCCCACAUUUUCCAGACCGACUGUGAGCACAACGACAGCCUGAAUCAGUCUGGUGACGAGGAAUGGCCUCCGUUCCGGAAGGUUGGUUGCUUCGACCCCUACAGCGACGAUCCCCGGCUGGGAAUCCAGAAGAUCGUUCUCUGCAAAUACACUGCGAAGAUGGUGGCAGCUGGCACGGCAGGACAGGUCCUGGUCAUGGAACUGAACGACGAGAAGUCGGAGCAUCUGAUCAACGUGGCCUUGGUGGAUCUCCUCCAGGACCGCGAGGGCUUCACCUGGAAGGGCCACGACCGGCUCACGCCCAAGAAUGGUGCCCUGCCCUUCGCCCAGGGCUUCCAGCCCACAGCCCUCGUGCAGUGCAUGCCCCCCGCGGCCGUCACUGCCGUCACGCUGCACUCGGAGUGGAACCUGGUGGCUUUUGGGACCAGUCACGGCUUCGGGCUGUACGAUUACUACCGGCGGAAUCCUGUGCUGGCCAGAUGCACGUUGCAUCCCAACGACUCCCUUGCCAUGGAGGGGCCCCUCUCCCGGGUGAAGUCGCUGAAGAAGUCUCUGCGCCAGUCCUUCCGCCGGAUCCGGAAGAGCAGGGUCUCCGGCAAGAAGAGGGUGAACGUCAGCAGUCCUUCCAGCAAGGUUCAGGAGGCUAACGCCCAGCUCGCUGAACAGGCUGGCCCCCACGAGGUGGAGAUGACCCCUGUGCAACGGCGGAUCGAGCCCCGGUCGGCUGACGACUCUCUCUCGGGGGUGGUUCGCUGUCUCUGCUUCGCUGACACCUUCCUUCGAGACGCCGCACACCAUGGACCCACGAUGUGGGCCGGCACCAACUCUGGCUCUGUGUUUGCGUACGCCCUGGAAGUCCCGUCCCAGGAGAAGUUUUCGGAGCGCUCCGUUGAGGCAGUUUUGGGCAAGGAGAUCCAGCUGAUGCACCGGGCGCCAGUGGUGUCCAUCGCUGUCCUCGACGGGCGGGGCAACCCUCUGCCGGAACCGUAUGAGGUGUCCCGGGACUUGGCCAAAGCCCCUGACAUGCAGGGUAGCCAUUCGGUGCUCAUCGCUUCUGAGGAACAGUUCAAGGUGUUCACGCUCCCCAAAGUCAGUGCCAAAACCAAGUUCAAACUGACGGCUCACGAAGGCUGCCGGGUGCGGAAGGUCGCCCUGGUGAACUUUGCCAGUGCGGCGUGCGAGGACUAUGCGGAGAACUGCCUGGCAUGUCUCACCAACCUGGGGGACAUCCACGUCUUCACCGUGCCCGGGCUGCGGCCGCAAGUACACUACGAUUGCAUCCGGAAGGAAGACAUCAGCGGGAUCGCCUCCUGCGUGUUUACUAAACACGGGCAAGGCUUCUAUCUGAUCUCCCCGUCUGAGUUUGAGCGUUUCUCUCUGAGCACCAGGAACAUCACAGAAGCUCUCUGUCUGCUGGAUUUGAACCGUGCCCAUGACACCACUUGCCUUGGGAAUUGUAAUUUCACCGCAACGCCAAAACUGAACCAAGCCAACGGGACGCAUGCCCUGCAAGGAUCAGAAGCAAAUCAUUCUCCCACCAGCAACGAUCGGACCCCGGAUGAGCACCAAGCAUCUUUCUCCCCCACACCUGUUGACUCUCCGAAUAACAGCAUAGACACCCCCUUGGAUACCACUGGGGAGAUUACAGCAGAGGAAGUGAAGGACUACUUGGUACCCUCGGAGGAGGCAGAGAGAAACCUGAGGAACGUGACCGAGGACGAAGCUCGACCCCUGGGGAUUCUGAUUAAAUGAGGGACAGUGCGCAGUACUUGGACCCCUCCCCUCCACCACGUCACGGACAUAAGACUGGACUUGUUCAGAUUUGGGCUAUCAGCCCUCUCCCCCCACCUUCCGAUCACCCUUCUCUGCAACUUUUUUUGGGGGGGGGGGUUUUGCAAAGACUCGUCAUGUUUUUUUUCUAACACCCGGACUGAAAACAAGACACCCGAAUCUUCCUCGGUAUUUCUCAUCUUCUAAAGAAAAGUGUGCCAUUUUCUCCGGGACCAGGGGUUUCUCCCCCCCUCCCCUUUCUCUUCCAUUUCGCAAACACUAAAACUCUUAAAACUGACACGCGGGGUGAUGGAUGGGGAACAGCAUGGCGUGUGAGAGAGGGGAUUGUGCUUAGCGUCAAAACCCCGGGGAGAAGGUAUCGACUGAUCGGUAAAGCAUCAGCAUCAGACUUUUUUUGAGGGGGGAGAAAAAGGGACUUUAAAACAACUGUUGAUGGUUUUCUUUUUUUGCUGCCUGGUACGCCAGAUAAUUCCCCGAUGCCUCCACGAUCUGGCAGACGGACAUUGGUUCAUUUUGCUGGCUGACCCCGUCGCUCGCGUGGGGAAUGUUUACAUACUUGCCGUUUCUCUUACCCAUUUCUAACUGCUUAACUCUAGACCCUUUCCCCCCUUCCUCUGGUAUCUAGCUCCCUUUCUAACCUGGCUGGCUGAGAAAAACCAACCCUCGAGUAAGCGGCCCAAGCCUUUCUGCUCACUUGCAACUAACGGGGAACGCCUCGGUCGAGGCCUGACUUGAAGAAGGAUGCCUGUCUGACCUUUCUUUUUCUUUUCAACCCCUCGGCAAGAACAACUUGUUCAGCGGUCUUUUGUGUGUGUGUGUGUGUCUAAGGCGGUACAACUGCACGGUAAGUCUUGAGCAAGACAGAACAGAUUUGCACGACACCCAUCCAUCGCACCGUAUCAGAUUUCUCUCCCACCGGGGUGGGGGACAUUUGAACUCGCUCCCCCAGUUGCCUCCAAAACUUCAGCGUCCCCGUGGUCUUGACACCAAGUAAGCAAAUUCUCCCUCUCUUCUAAACUGCCUUUGGUUUUUUGUGCCCAUGAAUUUUGAAGGCAGAAACCAUGGAACAUGCACCUUCUGAAACCCGGCACCAGAGAGUGGCUGCUGUUGAACCUUUGUCACUGUUUCAGUGGCUUCUGGGUAAAACCCGUCUAUUCACUCCCCACCCCCGUCCUGAAUCCAGAGAUACUGUAAGUUUUCAAGGCCGCUUUGGCAGGUUUUGAUCUGAGGUAUUUGAUGAAAAACUUCAAAUUUCUCCACUCUUCACCCUCUGAAUUGGCUACUGAGUUCCAAUUAAUAUGGCAGUUAAAACCAGGUGUCUUUUCAUUGAAAGUUGAUUUUUUUUCUUUGUCCUAGUAUUGUUCUUUGUAACUCACUCAAUUGUGCAGACGCAAAGACCGCUUGGUGAGUUGCGUACAGAGCAUGGAAACACAGUGCUCUAAGCUGAGCAUUAUGCAGUUGUGUAUUUCCUUCCCACGUGGAGAGCCACGCUCUCACAGUGCGUCUUGCCACAGUGGCUUUCAAGUUCACAAAGGGCUUUUUCUCACAGUUUUCGCCCUUCGCUUCAAACCACCCCCCCGCUUUCCUGUUUCUCCUUUCCUGACCCAGCAUAAACCCAAAUACAAAAAGGCACAAGGUACGGUCUCCUAGGACUCCCAGUUUUCGGAGUCAGGGCUUUCCUUUUCGGGCAGGUUUUGUGCCCCACCGUCGACAUUUUUUGUUUCAAGACUACUUGAGGGUUUCGUUAGGAGGAUGCAAAUACUGGGGGUUUUUUGGGUGGUGUGUGUUGAGCAAUUGCAAACACCUCACAAGAAAUUCCUCACGAGGAUAUUUCGGUACGACUCGAUCACCUGCUCUGUGCGUGCAUGUGUCGCUUGGUAUGAGUGUACAAAUGACGGCAGAAGAACCCCCAUAGCUGAAAUGUGCCAUUGCGUGUCUUAAUUCACCCCCCUUUCUUUUUUGGCCAGACUUAAUUGUGGGUGGGAGGGAGAGGGAUAGUUUUUCCCCGGUAGAAUGCACCCCCUGGGAUGUUUUUUUUUUUUGUUCAAGAUCACGAUGGAUUUAGCAUUGUUUAGUUAUUAAUACUGGUUUUUAAUAAUGGAAAAAAUAAAGCAUUUAAUAUCUAAA